Aspergillus clavatus NRRL 1 is the source of this 1365-nucleotide messenger RNA. It is a transcript of the gene cds1, whose product is annotated as phosphatidate cytidylyltransferase. Gene Ontology annotation, molecular function: phosphatidate cytidylyltransferase activity. The record is from RefSeq and is a predicted model, not a curated record. The transcript has 4 exons. NCBI's taxonomy places the organism in Eukaryota, Fungi, Ascomycota, Eurotiomycetes, Eurotiales, Aspergillaceae. Gene Ontology annotation, cellular component: endoplasmic reticulum membrane. The coding region runs from base 1 to 1365 and encodes 454 amino acids.
AUGUCCAAAUCACGCCGGAACGUCCGGUUUCAACACAGAGCAAACAGUGGCUCUGAAAAUCGGCGGAUGAGCAUCUCUGAUGCCAGUGACAUUGCUUCCGAUCCUGGGAGUCCUUCGAAGGAUGGUAUUGUCUCCAAGUCUGCAACAAUUCCCGAAGAGAAGCAGGAGCAGCCUCAGUUGUCCGACUAUGAAAAGAAGAAACAGACGUUUAUCACUCGGACAAUAUGGACCUUCGUUAUGAUCUUAUUCUUCUUCAUUGCCAUGUUUUCAGGCCACAUCUACAUCAUCGGUAUCGUAACCGCAGUCCAAAUCGUCUCGUUCAAGGAAGUAAUUGCUAUCGCCAAUGUUCCCAGCAGGGAGAAGAAUCUGCGCUUCACCAAGUCGCUGAAUUGGUACUUUCUGGCUACAACCAUGUACUUCCUUUACGGAGAAAGUGUGAUCUACUAUUUCAAGCAUAUCCUUCUGGUUGACAAGGUCCUGCUUCCUCUGGCGACGCAUCAUCGGUUCAUCAGCUUCACGCUGUACGUCAUGGGAUUCGUCUUCUUCGUCGCCUCGCUGCAGAAAGGCCACUACCGUUUCCAGUUCACCCAGUUUGCCUGGACCCAUAUGGCCCUCUAUCUUAUCGUUGUCCAAGCUCAUUUUGUCAUGAACAAUGUCUUUGAGGGCAUGAUCUGGUUCUUCCUGCCAGCUUCCCUAGUAAUCACCAACGACAUCUUCGCCUAUGUAUGCGGUAUCACCUUCGGACGCACUCAACUGAUCCAGCUGUCGCCCAAGAAGACAGUCGAAGGAUUCCUUGGUGCUUGGAUUUGCACCAUCAUCUUCGGCUACUUCAUGACCAACAUCCUGAUGCGCUACAAGUAUUUCAUCUGCCCGGUCAAUGAUCUCGGCGCCAACGUCUUAACUGGACUGCAAUGUACCCCCAACCCGGUCUUUGUGCCCCAGCCCUACUCGCUUCCCGAAUGGACCGGUCUCGCCAAGACCUUCUACGUUGAGCCCAUGCAGUUCCACAUCCUGGUGUUCGCGACCUUUGCCUCCCUCAUUGCGCCAUUCGGUGGCUUCUUCGCAUCCGGACUCAAGCGCACCUUUAAGAUCAAGGAUUUUGGCGAAUCCAUCCCGGGCCACGGCGGCAUCACCGACCGCAUGGAUUGCCAGUUCAUCAUGGGAUUCUUCUCGUACAUGUACUACCACAGCUUCAUUGCUGUGUACAAGGCCAGUGUUGGGGACAUCAUUGAGGCUGCAAUCAACGGCCUUACCGUCGAUCAGCAGCUUGAGGUGGUCCGUGGGUUAGGCAAAUACCUCUACAACCAGGGAACCAUUUCCGAUACGAUCCUGGACUGCCUCAACACCGAGUUGAAACGCCGAUGA